AUGUCUGCGGGAUUGAAGACCGUCAUCUUCCUCUCGUUUGUGCUCGCCGCGGGCUUCCUCCUGGUCAUCCUCAGCUGCGCGCUGUGGAACAACUGGCUGCCCCUGCUUGUCGCGUUCACAUUCGUCCUCGCGCCGCUGCCAAACUCGAUUUGUUACCGGUGCGCGCGGGCUGACGAUAUUUCCCCCGAGUACAACUCGGCAUACGUUGACUUUGGGCGCUUCCUGACUGGCGUGCUUGUGGCGACUGGCUUCUGCCUCCCCAUCAUCCUCGAGCACUCGGACCUCAUCCAGCCCGGGGCGUGCUGGAUGUCCAUUGCCGGCGGCUUGCUCGUAUACGGCACGAUUCUCGUCUACUCUGGCUGGUUUGGACAGGACAACGACGAUGACGCAUUUUAG
Messenger RNA from Cutaneotrichosporon cavernicola, 396 nucleotides. RefSeq lists its product as uncharacterized. Gene Ontology annotation, cellular component: Vps55/Vps68 complex; endosome. Gene Ontology annotation, biological process: late endosome to vacuole transport via multivesicular body sorting pathway. The transcript is spliced from 4 exons. Lineage: Eukaryota; Fungi; Basidiomycota; Tremellomycetes; Trichosporonales; Trichosporonaceae. The coding region runs from base 1 to 396 and encodes 131 amino acids. The record is from RefSeq and is a predicted model, not a curated record.